CCUACCGACAUCUAUUUAAUGACACAGACUUGGAGUUUCCCAGGAGUAGGAUACGAUGUCUUCUCUUAGAGAGAUCUGACUCUGUAACCACAGACCAGAAGGAUUCACAAAGACAAAAAUUAACACAAAUAAUCUCUCAGAAAUUCAGAAGAAACCAUAGGAAGGGAAAAUGCAACACAUUUGUGUGGUACUGUUACUGGCAAUAGCCUCAGGAAUCACCUCGCAAACAACAGGUGAUGAAUGGACUCAUGUGAUUGGUAUCCUAAACAAAGAUGUCCUUUUGCCAUGUGUCUGCCUAAAUAUAACAGAUUUGAAAUUUAAGUGGCAGAAGGAUAAUGCGAACCGGUCCUUCGUUCUCAUCAAUGAGACAAGAGCUGACAAAAAGUAUGAGAGCAGGACCAAAACGUUUCUAAAGGAAAAUGAAAGUAACUGCUCUUUACUUCUGAAGAACAUCACAACAGAUGACAGUGGGAAUUACUCAUGCCGUUUUCGAGCUUCAGUGUACAAGAAUCAUUUGGUGAAUCUAACAGUCAUCCCAGAAUCAUCUUCAGAAAUCCCUAUUGUAGGCUUUAUAAUCGGCCCCACCGACUCACCUAAGACUUCCAGGCAGUUCUUCACAGUCAUUCCAGUAGUGGUUUUUCUUCUGGCCGUGGGUUACCUAUGGAAUAAGUACUUCAGCAGACGAAGAAUGAACUGGAAUGCACCAAACCAAGAGGUUUGACACAACGUUCUUCUGAGAAUGUUGUCUAGUCCAGUUGUGUCAUCACACCUCUGCCAUCAACAGGCAUUUUGCAACCUGCAAACCAACACAUGCAACAUGUGUUUCACUGGGAUAAAUGGAUCAAGAGGCACAAAGGUCAGUUUCUCUCCUCAGGUCCUCCAGAUUACCCAGAUUGCAAUUUGAUCUCACUUUAUCAGGGUGCAUCUGAACAAGCUCAGUCAAAAGACUGCCGACACAACUAUCUACACACAGGAGGCAACAAGCCCGCUACCAGCAUCCUGCUGCUAAACGCCUGAUUUAUUAUGGCUCUUUGGGUGGCACAACACUUGAUUGUUUUUGACAUUGUAACAGAUGCUUCUAGGAACAAUCAGAGGAAAAUUGAUAGACAUGUAAAAAAACACUCAAAUUUUUCUUUAGGUUUUACACUAUAAAACAUAUAAUUUGAUACAGUAUAGCCAUAUGGACAAAUGAAGUCUGAUCGUUGUAAUCAAAAUGUAUAUAAACAGGAGAAAUGCAAAACAAAUUAUUUAAAUUUUUACCAGAAUUAUUACUUUUUUUACUGUAGCUCUAUUUCUAUAUAUAUAAAUGCAAAUAUUUAACAAGUACUUAAAGGCAAUCUGGUAAUACUGGGUAAUUCAUAUUUACAUCUUUCUGUAUUUUCUCAUGUUAUGAUAAUUACCAGGAGUCCCAGAUCUUUGUUAUUUGCUAAUGAACUGUAUCUGUGAUAAAGUGGUUCCUGUGUAUUGUGUGUUUUUGUUUUACUCCACUAAAUAAGUCAUAUUAGCUUGAUGUAAAUAGGAGUUUGGUCUUUUAUUAUUUCUUUUAUUUGAAAAUGUGUAGAUUUUGUAUGACAUCCAAGAGGUUUGAUGCCUUCAAUUAAUCCUUGUUGCCAAAGAAAAACAUUUAGAUGUUUUUCUACUUUUAGAAAGGAUGUUGAACAAUGGGAGCUGGACUCCGUAACACUGCACUGAGAAUAUAACUCCAUUAGGUUCAUUCAAAACAAACUGCUAAUUCAGACCAUGGAGGGAUGCUUUGUUUCAAUGGAAAAAGAGCAAAAUGUGAAUAAAAGAUCGGGGCUCAAAUAUUUUGUACUGACUGUUUUUUGUUUUUCUUUUCUGUUUUUUAAAUGUGUCUUGAGUCCGGGCAUCGCUGUGAAAUAUGUAAUUCCUGGCAAUGUCCAGCUGUCACACCAUAUUGGAAAUAAAGUCCAUAAACCCAAGGAAACAAAGCCGAGGCAGUGGUGCUAAUUCAGAUCUCGUUAGAUAAAAUGUGACUAUGUUCAGCUCUCUGUGAGCAGGUGCUAGCAACACAGAAAUGAACUCUGAGUACAUACCCCUAAAAUGUGGUCUGCCGAUUUAAGCUUGUUUUUCAAUAAAUGUUAAUGAAAAAGUAA
Molecule: messenger RNA, 2114 nt
Organism: Girardinichthys multiradiatus
Lineage: Eukaryota; Metazoa; Chordata; Actinopteri; Cyprinodontiformes; Goodeidae
Exons: 6
Coding region: 170-721 (183 amino acids)
Biological process (GO): positive regulation of T cell proliferation; cell surface receptor signaling pathway; cellular response to lipopolysaccharide
Cellular component (GO): external side of plasma membrane
Source: RefSeq, a predicted model, not a curated record